Molecule: messenger RNA, 2718 nt
Organism: Petromyzon marinus (sea lamprey)
Lineage: Eukaryota; Metazoa; Chordata; Hyperoartia; Petromyzontiformes; Petromyzontidae
Gene: AGPAT5
Product: 1-acylglycerol-3-phosphate O-acyltransferase 5
Biological process (GO): phosphatidylinositol acyl-chain remodeling
Cellular component (GO): endoplasmic reticulum; endomembrane system; mitochondrion
Molecular function (GO): acyltransferase activity
Source: RefSeq, a predicted model, not a curated record
GAUGAAACACUCAUCCACAGACAGCGUUACCCCUAGGCACAGUGACUCUUGGCCUGCUCAUAAAUAAAACACUGGAUAAGUUAAAAAAACAUUCGGGAGUUUGACUUUCAACAUCAAAUUAAAAAAAACCCUCUCAAUUAACAGUUUUUAAGUAUCAUACAUGAGUUCUGCAUAAUAUAGUCAAAUAAGACUCAAAUAAACAUAUUAGGGAACAAAAACAUACUUUAAAAGUGUGUGUGUUCUAUUAUCCAGCCUAAAACUUAAACAAUCCAGAAAACUGGGAAGAAACUGCAUUGCAGCAGCGUUAAGAUAACUUUAAACCAUACGGGAAACAAUGAGACGUGUCGCGUACAAGGGGGACGUUGAUGGUGAAAUGGGAUACACGUGACUAUUGAACACAUAAACAUUGCAAGACCUGUGCAAUGCAGUACCGUAUUAAAUAUUCAAAACGUGUCAACGUGUCUUCCUUCUCAAAUAAGGACCGGUGUGGAAUUUAUCCCAGCUGGCGGCUCCGAGCAACCUGCAGAAAUUCCACAUUUCCCUGGCGGGGCGGAAUCUCUCCGUAGGAUGAUCACGAUUGACUUCGCAAAGAGUGGUGCUACAGUGUCGACCUCUGACGGAUGAUUAUGGUGAUGAUGGGCAUUGCGUGAUGGUGACUAACGUAAACACGUGUUGCGUGGUAUUAUGCACAGACUCACUGUGCUGUGGAGCACGUGUUUCGCGUUUGCAAAUCGCCCUCUCGAGGCUUUGGGUGCCGCGCUCUGCCGUAGAGGCGGGGUUAUCGGGUCACCAUGGCCGCGCCUGUGUGAGUGAGGAGCAUUGUGGCCUCCUCGCGUCUCUCUUGUAAUCUUGUCGUCAUCUGUCUCCUCGUGUCUCGGUGUAUCAGUCUUCCCGUCUGCCAUUGCCCCCUCCCGCCUGUCCCUUCUUGUCCGCUUCCCUCUGCUGCAGUGGCCGUCUCCACGUGUCUCUGCGCCCCCUUCUCCCCGUGUCUGUGAUCUUGUCACUUUCUCCUCUGUUCUCACUGCCUCUGUCUCUUCGUAUGCCAGCGUCUCCCGGUGGCCUGUUUCCUCUUGCUCAUCCUGUUCUUGUCUCACUGUCUCCUCGUAUCCUCGAGAGGAACCACAAGCUUUCUCCUCCCUUCAGACCCUUGCCUCGUCCGGUUGUCAUCAGCUCCCUGCCGCCGCCCCCCGUGCCCCCCCUCCCCCCGCUGUCUUCUUUGGCUCCCUGUAGUCUCCUCCACGUCUCCCCCUGUCCCUUUGUCUCGUCAUCUCCCGCCCGGCCAUGCUGCUGUCUUUGGUGGUCCACACGCACUCGCUGCGCUACUUGGCCCCCGCGGCCGUGAUGCUGGGCUCGGCCCCAGCCUACGUCUUGUGUUGGGCGGUGGGGCGCGCCCUGCUGCUGCUGGGGCCCGGCCGACUGCGGCGGCGCCUCGAUGACCGCCUCUACGACCUCUACCAGAGCCUGGUGCUGCUCUUCUUUGAGAACUACACGGGGCUGGAGGUUGUCCUCUAUGGGGAUCUACCUUCUGAAAAGGAAAAUGUGAUUUACCUGUCCAAUCACCAGAGCACAGUUGACUGGGUUGUGGCAGACAUGCUGGCAGUGAGGCAGAAUGCUCUGGGGCAUGUGCGCUAUGUGCUCAAGGAUGGACUGAAGUGGCUGCCCCUCUAUGGAUGGUAUUUUUCUCAGCACGGCGGAGUUUACGUGAAGCGCAGGGACCACUACAAUGAGAAGGCCAUCGAGAGGAAGCUGAAGGCUCAAAUGGAGGCACAAAUCCCGAUGUACUUGGUGAUUUUCCCAGAAGGAACUAGGUACAACCCAGAGGCAGCAAAUGUUAUUGAAGCCAGCAAAGCAUUUGCAAACAAGGAAGGCUUGCCCGAGCUGAGCCACGUGCUGACUCCGCGUAUCAGGGCCACGCACGCUGCCCUCAAUGCCAUGAGCGACCACUUGCACGCUAUAUACGACAUCACCGUGGCGUACGAGGGCACGCUUGAUGCCGCCGGGCGACGCAAGACAGCCCCCAGCAUGCCCGAGUUCCUGUGCUGCGAGUCUCCGCGUGUCCACAUCCACUUUGAGCGCAUUGACAUCCAGGAAGUGCCACACGAGCCUCAUUUCUUCAAGCUCUGGCUGCACGAGCGCUUUGAGAAGAAGGAUAAGCUAAUGGCUGACUUUUACGAGCGAGCGGCCAUGAAAGGAGGCGAGUGGGGCUUCCCCGGCAGCCCCAAGGCCUCCCGCCUGCGCCUUCGCCGUACACUGCCAUCGGCCGUGUUCCUGGCCACGCUCACUCUGCCCAUGCUGCUCACGGAGACGGGGCGCUCCAUCUACUGGAGGACCUGGCUGUAUGGGACGCUGCUGGGCUGGGCAUGGGUGGCAGCAUGUCCUUGAGGCAGAAAUCGCUGCCCCCUCUCCUCAUACUGCAGGUUUGAGUCCAGGGCAUGGCUACGUGCAUUGAGUGAUGCUGCUCAAUGAUGAUGUAAUGCUUUCAGGUGAAACAGUCAUUGGAAUGGAGCUCUCUUAUUCACAUUUUAAAGGCGACAUUUGGAAUGUGAUUUGUUUAUGUGUGGAUGUGUUGUAAUGAAUGCAUCAUAAAUUACAAUAAGUAAAGUAUGCUUGAUACUGGUUCUAAAACUGCAAUGAAAACUAUUGCAAGCAUUUUGAUUUAAAGUUUUCGUGACUGCAGUAAUUCAUAUUCUUAGCUCUUUCGGUAAAGUCACGUUGAAG